Corticium candelabrum is the source of this 994-nucleotide messenger RNA. Its product is annotated as leucine-rich repeat-containing protein 73-like. Gene Ontology annotation, molecular function: protein binding. Bases 14 to 838 code for a protein of 274 amino acids. NCBI's taxonomy places the organism in Eukaryota, Metazoa, Porifera, Homoscleromorpha, Homosclerophorida, Plakinidae. The transcript has 3 exons. The record is from RefSeq and is a predicted model, not a curated record.
GUGCACCGACGGAAUGCUAGAGGCGCUGGAGUUUGUUGAUGAAAGUGUAGAUCCUAAAGUAGCAGAUAUAUCUGCUUGCCUCCGUGGUAACUCUGCCUGUCUACUGUCCCUUCGAGGCUGCAGCAUGACGGAUGAAGCGUUUUCAGAGAUAUGUCGUGCAGUCUCUGCCAGCAGCUCUCUUCGGCAUCUAAAUCUUAACAUCAACGUAGUCCACAGCUCACACAGGAUGAAGGCGUUGGCAAAUUCUCUUCGCGCCAAUCACACCAUAACACAUCUGAUGUUGCAUGGCACAUCGCUGACUGAGAAGCAAGUCAAGAAACUUUGGAAGGCACUUAAAAGGCAUCCAAUCAUCGAGUUUCUUGAUCUUGGAGAUUGCAGCCUCACCGAUGCUUGUGUACAAUACGUUGCCCGGCUGCUAAGCAAACAAACUGUGGAAAGAAGCACUAUUGACGAUGUCGGUGCAGCUCGGACAGAUUCUAAGCCAUGUCACCGUAUGAGAGAACUCAACUUGAGCGCCAAUACUGACAUUUCUUUGUUGGGUUGGACACAACUUGCAAUAGGAUUGGCCAGGAACACCACACUAGAGAUGUUGUAUCUUGACUACAAUGAUCUACUUUCAGAAGGAGCUGCUGUUUUGGCGGUGGCAUUAUCAGUUCAUCCCGAGAUUCGGGUUGUGGACAUGGAAGGAUGCGGAAUCGGAGAUGAUGGAGCCAGCCAUAUCCUUGCAGCACUGAAGAAACCGAGGCCACCAAAGCUUGAGAAACUGAUCUUGACAAACAACGACAUUUCCGUUGAAAAGGUGGAAUCUAUUACAGCGUUACUUCAACCACCAGUGUGACAGCAACUGUGCUUUAAAACAGCAAACUAGAAAAUGACGUAGUAAAUGUAGAUAGUAUCCAGUUUUUAUUCAUUUUUUGUAGUUAUUAGUUCUGUUUCAUGUUGUAUGAGCUGCCGAACAAACCCUUCAUUUGGCUGCACACAAGGUCUAGCCGUC